Molecule: messenger RNA, 1397 nt
Organism: Micropterus dolomieu (smallmouth bass)
Lineage: Eukaryota; Metazoa; Chordata; Actinopteri; Centrarchiformes; Centrarchidae
Gene: med20
Product: mediator complex subunit 20
Exons: 4
Coding region: 548-1183 (211 amino acids)
Biological process (GO): regulation of transcription by RNA polymerase II
Cellular component (GO): mediator complex
Molecular function (GO): transcription coactivator activity
Source: RefSeq, a predicted model, not a curated record
GACAGACGCUCGUCUACGUAUGUGUCUUCGUUUUCUGCCCGGCUGUCUCUGAUCUUCACCCGGCCCCGGGCUCGGACCGUGUCCGCCUGCAGAAUCUGGUCCGCGAGCGCCACGGCUCCUCCGCUCCUCUCUCCUCCUCCGCCUCUGGACUUCUUCACUUUCGGCAUCGCUGUUGUUUGACCAAAGAUCUAGCUACAAUAUUUAAGUUUUUUGUUGCCACCUAAAGUAUAUAAGUAACAAUUACUGUAAACAGUCACUUGCUCAACACGUGCGGACUUCCAUUACCGAGAGAAGUGACGUAAUUUACGUCACGUAACACCGAAACGUAUUUAACCUGCAAAAAUGUAGCGCAGUGUUAGCUGUUUUAGUUGUUCAACUAAAUUGUUUAAUUGUCUACGCUUUGUGAUUAUCCAGCAUCAUGAAUUGUCAUGAAUGGUUGUUUAAAAUCUUAAAAACUCUUAAUAGAUUUAACUCUACCGGAAGACUCACUUUUCACCCGGAAGUAUUCAUCCGGAAGCCCUGAAAACAAUUGUGAAGCAAAACAUCAAUGGGGGUCACUUGUGUGUGCCAGGUGCCUGUGACGGAGGGGAAGAGUGUGCAGCAGACAGUGGAUAUCCUGCACAAGAAACUGGAGCAGCUGGGUGCUGUGAAGCAGGGCAGCUUCUGUGUAGACUGUGAGACUUACCAUGCAACAGGAAAUGUCAGCGGUCAGCCCUCCAAGCUCUUAUACGUGAUGCACAACUCUGAGACUCCCCUGAGCUGCCUGGCUCUGUUUGAAGGCGGACCCUGCCUGGUAGCCGACGCAAACUUUGACGUUCUCAUGGUGAAGCUAAAAAGUCACUUCCAAAAUGCCAAGGCGCACAAGGUGGAGUGUCGUGGCUCUAGAUACCGCUACUGUGACUUCUUGAUCAAAGUUGGUACUGUGACAAUGAGCUCCAGUGCCAGAGGGAUAUCAGUAGAGGUGGAGUACUGUCCUUGCGUGGUUCCAGGGGACUGCUGGAAUCUCACUAAAGAGUUCAUGCAGUCCUUUCUCGGCUCCAACGUCCCCGAACUGCCGUCUGUGUUUGCUGCCAAGCCUGAAGGACUCUUCGCACCGGCAGACUGUGUUGACACCAUGACUCAGUACCUGGAGUUGUUCAACAAACUUCGUAAACUGCAAAUCCCAGGAAGUAACGUGCGUUGAGUGUCAGUGGCAAUGGAGAGAUCUAUUUUUUUACGUUUGUGUCGAAGUUGCUUUAAUUCUGGUCCUGUGGAUCAGCAUGGUAUGCAGGCAGUUUUGAAACCUUGAGCUUUUUGUAUUUCCACUUCAAGAGCCUCAACAUUGCAUUAUUAAACCUUCCUAUUUGAUGAAAGCAUCUUGUAUUAAAAAAGACCUAGCGGGGAACAAUAGCUAUAAA